Zingiber officinale is the source of this 2464-nucleotide messenger RNA. RefSeq names its product choline transporter-like protein 3. The record is from RefSeq and is a predicted model, not a curated record. The coding region runs from base 648 to 2294 and encodes 548 amino acids. Gene Ontology annotation, cellular component: membrane. Gene Ontology annotation, biological process: transmembrane transport. The transcript is spliced from 5 exons. Lineage: Eukaryota; Viridiplantae; Streptophyta; Magnoliopsida; Zingiberales; Zingiberaceae. Gene Ontology annotation, molecular function: transmembrane transporter activity.
CAGGAACUACGGAAACUUGUUCGAAGAGUACAAUCAGCUGGAGGCAUUCUAGUGAAUGGCAGUGUGGUGGCGAACGACGUUGAGUUGACCAGUGCAAAGAAGCCUCUCAUUCGCUUUUUGCAUACACUGGCAAAGAAAGCAUAUUCUCAAUAAAGGUUCUGAGGUUCGGACCAGUGUGGUCAUCUUUUGUGGAUGAAGUGGAGGCUUUGGUGGUUCGACGAGUUUCAUUACGAAUUACCAUCAACAACGAUUGUCUACACCACCAACAGGCGAUAGCUGGAAGAAGCCGACAAAAUUCGUGCAUCACGAGGCUGCGGGAGAUAAGCAUUACGACGUUCUAUGAUGGGCCACCGCGAGUAGUCCACUAAUACGUUCGUCAUGCUCCACGUGGACCACGGUUGCUGUUCAACACUGCCAAGUUCCCGACGUCCAGUCCACUAACCAGUCACUGGCCCACUGAGCAAAACGCAAAGUACGGAACUACCCCUACUUGCGAUUCUCUCAAUGACAGCCAACAUUUUUGUCAUUUCGAUUGACUACCGAGUCCCGACCUCCGCCGCUGCCUCCGCUGCCCCGCUUCAUCGGCCCUUUGCUUCUCUGCCUCGUUCUGCCACUCUAGUCCCGGCUACAGUUGGAACCGCCGUCUCAUGGCAAGUCGCGAUGAAUCCCUGGCCUCCGACCUCGAAGAUCCUGCCUCCGUUGCCGCCCAGCCCCUCCUACUGCCGCGCCCCGUCGCUGCCGCUGCGGGAGGCGAUGCCUCCGUUACCGGGCUAAGCCCAUCGACCAACGAGUCCUACUCUCCCAUCUCCUACCACUACGGUCGACGCCCUCCCCGAGACAUCCCGGCUCUACUCCUCUUCCUCUUCUUCUGCAUCGCGACUUUCGCCCUCGGCAUCACCGCCCUAGCCCGUCGGAACGCUGCCGCCUCCCGUGUCUCCUUCUAUGUUUUCGACCGCAAUACCUCCUCCUGCGUCCUCCCUUCCUCGAAUUCCUUCUCCUCUUCCUUCUCUUCUUCCCCGUUCUUGAAGGAUCUCAUCUGGACCCUCGUCGUCACCUUUCUGCUCUCCGGCCCCAUCGCCCUCGCAGUCCUCUGGAUCCUUCGGCGUUACGCCAAGCAAGUGGUAUACGCGGCCAUUCCUUUCUUUAUUCUCAUCCCAUCCUUUCUCAAUAUCUAUUGGUUUGUCGCCUGCACCAUCGGCCGCGACUGCAGCAACGCAUUCCCGCUCGGCUACCGCAUUAUCGUCCUUAUCUUUGUCUUCCUUCUUAUCGGUGUGUUCAUCUGGAUUAUCGUCGCCAACUGGCGCCGUGUCGAACUGACUGUUCAAAUUGUCCGAGUGGCCGCGAAUGCGCUCGCGAGCAACAUCGCGCUCCUUGCCGUCCUUCCAGCAAUGGGGCUCGCGCUGCUCGUCUACUUCUCUCCGAUAUGUGUGUUCCUAAUAUUCUCGACCUGGAACGGAAGGGUAGUCCCGAGGGAGGUCAAGGGAACGAGUGGGGAGUAUUAUAAAUGCGUUUGGAAACAGGAGAGUUGGGUUCCUGCUUAUUUUGCGCUAGCAAUCAUUACUAUGAUCUGGUCUGCAGCAACGUUGGUGGAGGCGAAUGUAUAUGUAAUUGGUGACACUGUUGCGCAGUGGUACUUCAACAAGGAGGGAUCGAAGCCUGCAAAGAGCUUAAGGAGUUCAUUAAGGAAUGCCUUUGGCCCAUCCUUUGGUACAGUGUGUUUUUCAGGAAUGGUGAUGGGUGCUGUACGUUUUGUACGUAGUAUUGUAGAUAGUGCAAGGCAAGAUGAAGAUGCUCGUGGUUUUGUGAAUCUAAUUUUCAAGUGCUGUGCUGAAUUCUUGCUGGCAGCAUUUGACUUUGUCAACAAAUUUACCAUAAUUUUUGCCGCAAUAACUGGUGAAAGCUACUGCUCUUCAGCUAAGAUGACUUAUGAACUUCUUAGAAGGAAUCUUCUCUCAGCUGUUUUUGUUGAAACUGUUUCGACACGGAUCCUUAUUGGCAUAAUUUUUGUCCUCUCAGCAUUAUAUGCUAUAGUGGUCUGUGCAAUUCUAAGGGCUAUCAGUGCUCUGGGGGAGAACAUGUAUUAUGUAGCAGCUCUUGCAUGGCUUCUUCUCAUUGUGGUGUUGGGCUGCUUCAUCAACGUACUGGACAAUGUUAUCGACACUGUCUACGUCUGCUAUGCGAUCGACAGGGACAAAGGGGAAGUCUCCAAGUCGGAGGUCCAUGAGGUUUAUAUGCAUCUACCAAUUAGUAGAAACCACAGGUCAGCCCUUGGCAGGCCCUCCCAGAUUGCUUGACAUUUUUGUCAUCACACCCCUGUAAAAAGAACAGCCCUUGUGAGGACAUACUGUUGCGGCUACCUGAUGUUUUUCUAGUUUAAGUAGUCUUCUUCCGCUUGUAUCAUAUGUAUUUGUUUCCCAGUCUUUGACGGAUCUAUGCAACUUAAACAUUGCGAUCUUUUCCAUCA